AGCAGCAGCAGCAGCAGCAGCGGCGGUGGAGCCGCGGGCAGGCUCGAAGACGCGACGAUCACCGCCGCCGAGUGAUGCCGUCGUGUGCCGCCGGUCCUGUAGCAUUCGUGCCGUCGUCUUCGUGCCUCGCGAAGCGUCCCCGCCGAACCCUGUCAGCGGACCCUGCGGCACCGUAGGGCCGCGCGGGGUCGCGGACGUCUACUGGGCUGCACCGUCCAUGCACCGCCGGCCCCGUUCGACGUCGUGCAGACUCCGCCGCCGCUGAUCGGCCGGAAUUACCGGAAGAGCGGCAGCAGCCAGCCACCACUCAGCCAGCCACAACGCACGCGCGCUCCUUACCCCGUGGCGCGCGGGCAUGGCGUGAGCGUCGGUAAGCGCGGGACACCCCCGGGGGUCGCCGCCUGCAAUGGAGUCCCUGCGGCUGCAGGGCCAGCGCUGGAAGUCGGCGCUGCCGCUGCUGUCGUCGUCGCGCACGUCGCUGCACGGCACCGACCUGUGCUCGCCCUUCGAGUCGCUGGUCGGCAGCCUGCGCAAGAACGGCGCCGUCUUCCUCAGCAGCCUCAGCGUCGCCGACGACGCCCGGUGCGGCGGCGGCGGCGGGCCGCCCCCGUACUGCUACUCGCCACAGCGGCCGCCUGCGGUGGUCGUGCACGGCGCCGCCGUUACUACCGGGUACCACCAGGCGCAGCAGCAGAGUGCCUCGUCGCCAACUUCGUCCUCCUUCGAGUCCUGCGACGGAGAUUUGGGCUUCGACAGUGAUAACGAUGACACGAUGGAAGGUGGGGCUGUCCUGACGGUGCGGGAUGUGGCGGACGUCCUCAAAGGGAAGCACGUGAUCCUGACAGGGGGCCGAACAUGCGAGGGAUACCCGGUGCUGACGUUUCCGGACAGCGGUGCCUUUUGCAGCCUCUCCGAUGAGGACUACAGGAGGCUGAUGCAGUAUCUGACAAGUGUUCCUUUACCACAAGACGCUGAGUUAGGUUUUGUACUGGUUGUGGAUAGGAGGAAGGACAAAUGGAACUCGGUCAAGACUGUAUUGCUCAAGAUCUCAGGGUAUUUCCCAGGCGUAAUACAAGUAGUCUUUGUUCUCAAGCCUGUGGGAUUCUUACAAAAAGCGCUGUCAGAAGUCAGCAACAAAUUAUUCAAAGAAGAGUUCAAGUUUAGGUUAGUGAUGUGCAAUAACUUAGAAGAACUGCACGAGUACAUUGAUCCAGGCCAGUUGACGGAAGAUCUCGGUGGACUGAUACCCUACGACCACGAGCGGUGGAUGGAGCAACGAAUGGCGGUGGAGAUGUUCACCGGCAGCCUGAAGGAGGUGACCGAGUGUGUGCGUGAGGCGACGCAGCGGCUCCGCGACACCGAACUGCCCAAUGACGUGGGCUCCACGGUGGAGCUUCUGCGCGCCCAGGGAGGCCAGUACCAGGAGCUGAAGGAGGACCUGCUGAACGCGUCGCAGCACGGCCAUCAGCUGCUGCGCUGCGUGCGGCCGCCGUCGCCGGCACCCGCCGACCGGGCGCUCGGAGCGCCUGGGUCCUCGUCUGCGACCACCCAGAGGCUCGUCAACGUGUGCGCCGUCGAGCGGCUGCUGCAGCAGCUGCACAGCGCCGAGCACGGCUUCGACGCCUUCUGGAGCGCGCACCAGAAACGCCUGAACGAGUGCCUCGAGCUGCGCAAGUUUGAGCAGGAGUUCCGCGAGCUGCAGACCAACAUGGCGGCCAACGCGCGGGAGCUGGCCGACAUGGAGGCCGUCGGCGACUCGGUCGCCCAGGUCGACUCACUGCUGCACGAGAUGGACGAGUUCCGAGCGCUCGCCGAGGAGGACCUUGAGAAAGCAGAGCAGUUGAGGCAGACCGGCCGCGAGCUCAUCAUGGCUGGCCACUACGCCGUCGAUUCAAUCGAGCCCAAGUGCGUCGAGCUGGAGCGCAUGUGCGCAGACUUCCAAGAGAAGCUUCGGCAGCGUAUGGACGUAUUGCAACGCUACCGAGACCUUCAGGAACGCAUAGACAAGGCAAAUAAAUGGUGCAGUCAAGGUGUGGAGCUUCUGGCUACAUUGGAUAUUGAGCGCUGCUCGUCACCAGAGUUUGCUCGCGCAGCUCUUCAAGACUUGGACACAUUCCUCAACAGCUCUAGUGAGUUCAAGCUGGGCGAUCCACGCGAGUUUCACCGCUUCUUCAAGGACUUCAUCAACAGUGAAUCGAAGCCACUCCUGCAGCAGGUUUUAAAAAGGGUGGACGACGUUAAGCUGAUGUGCGAGAACAAGCAGGCGAGUCUUCGCAAGCUGGUUGCCCGACAAGUCAGGCCUGUCCAAGCUGUUGCCCCAGAGCCCUCUGCAGUUCAAGAUUCCCUGGCUUACGAUGCUGAAGCACGCCUCUAUCCUUCCAAAAAGGCAGCUCCCAAGCACGUAGAAGUUUGCUUUGCUCAAAAUGAGGGAGUGGACUCUGGCCUGCAGUCUCUGGAAAUUCUCCAGGACAAGAAAGGGCACGUCAUGACGGAGCUGAUUGAAACCGAGAAGACCUACGUUCAUGAGCUGUACAGCAUUAUUCAGGGGUACAAGAAGGAAAUGACGAACCCAGAGAUGAAACACCUCGUGCCUCACUCCCUGUACGGGAAAGCUGAUAUACUGUUUGGGAACAUGGAGGCCCUCUACCAGUUCCACAACGACGUCUUCCUACAGGACCUUCAAAACUGCCGAAGUACUCCUGAGUUAGUUGGAACCUGUUUCGUUCAAAGGAAGGAAACUUUUCAUAAACUGUACAGUGCAUAUUGCAUGAACAAACCAAAGUCUGAGGCAUUGAGACUCGAGUGUGCCAGUGACAAUGCCUUCUUCAAGGAAUGCCAAAGAAAACUGAAUCACAAGCUGCCAUUGGAUGCCUAUCUGCUCAAGCCUGUUCAGAGGAUCACAAAGUACCAGCUUCUGCUCAAGGAUCUCCUUAAGUAUUCCGAAGGUUCCGGGGAACAGUAUCAGCUGCAAGAAGCUGUGAACACUAUGCUAGAUGUGCUUAAGCAUGUAAACGACAGUAUGCACCAAGUUUCAAUAACUGGCUUCCACGGGAGCCUCGCUGACUACGGAAAGUUGCUUUUGCAAGGCAUGUUCAACGUCUGGAUGGAGAAGAAGAAAAAGGAGCGUAUGAGGGAACUGCGGUUCAAGCCCAGCCAGCGCUACAUCUUCCUCUAUGAGCACCUGGUUCUUUUCACCAAGAAGUACGGCCGAGAUGACAACCCCAGCUAUGCAUUCAAGAACGCACUGAAGACAUCGCAGAUAGGCUUGACGGAGAACUUCAAGGGUUCCAGGGGAGACAAGAGAAAGUUCGAAGUGUGGCUGCAUGGGAGGACACAGGUGUUCAUAAUUCAGGCGCCCUCGGCCGAGUGCAAGGAUUUGUGGGUGAAGAAUAUCAAGCAAGUUUUGCUGCAGCAGUUCGAACUCUUGAAAGAUGAGAGCAAGCGCCAGCACUACGAGAAGUACGAGCAGCUGAAUGGGGUUAAGCCACAGUCUCCGAGCGGCCGAGCGCGGCACACCAUCAGCGGCAUGAGCUGGGAGAGCCGGCGCGUGGCGGACAACAACAACCACAGCCGCAGCGAGUGCCAGCGGGCGAGCCGCGUGCUGGGCCGCCGGGCGACCUUCCCGGCCCUGCGCAGUUACGGCGCCAACGGCGAGCUGUCCGACCACGAGGACGGCUGGUCCACCGACGACCUCUCGCAGAGCGAGGACGACGACGACGACGGGGACAUCUUCGUCAACACUGAGGUCGGUGGCAGCUACGUUGCACUGGGAGACUACGAAGCUGUGGACGUGGGCGAGGCGUCACUGGUCGAGGGCCAGCCCGUGCAGGUGCUGCGCGUGGGCUGCGCCGGCUGGUGGUACGUGCGCUGCCUGGGAGGCGGCGGCCGCGAAGGCUGGGUGCCCGCCGCCUAUUUGGGACCCAGUGGCCGGGUGCACCACACUGCCCGUUCGUCGCCCUCCGUCAGCAGCCAAGAUUCGGGCACUGGAGGCCUUCACCAUGCCAUCAGCCGCAUCAGCAUGGCCAGCAACCUGAGCAGUACUAGUCUCGAUGGGGGCAUGUGAACUGACUGACACCAUGCGCUGUAAAUAAUGUACAGGGAGAGAACGCAGAGCGGCAACUGCUAUUGAGAACUUAUUGUGACUUUGCCCACAUACAAAGGGUUCUUUUGCCGUCGUUUUUGGGCGCCACCGCAUUCCAAAGAAAUUGACAGCAUUGUUCACACCGUCUCUUUUAGCAUUUGCGGAAGCUUCAACUAUUCGCUCCGAGAGUUUGGCAGCAAUGUGCCCUCGCUUAUGAAAAUAUUAUGUACAAAGUGCGUGAAAAGACAUGUACAGUGAGAAAGAGAGAGGAAGUUACAGGAAUAAGCUUACGUCGUGUUCAUUUCUUAUUUUCUUUUAUCGUUUAUGUUGUGAUGCGGCAACUAUAUUUAGUAACGAUACCAAAUAGUAGAUAUCAGGUAACUGCUUUGCGAUUUUGCCCGAUUGUACUUUAGUCGUACUUUCUCUUGAUUAUACGUGACGUUGUGCGAUGUGCACACCAAACGCACGCAAGUUCCCUUGUACGCCAGAGCUUUUUGUAGCGUAGCUACCUGAACACGUGCUUCAGUUUUCGUGUAAACCAUCUUUCCAGCUUUGAGGCUGCGAAUAGUCAAAAAACAAAGUAAAUACACUACUGAUUGGAACUUCCCGUGAACAUCUGAAACCGAAUUAGAUGACUGGUGGUUUUUAUUUUCCUGUCAGAAUUUUCGCAAUCUUUGCUUGCCUUUGGCACAUUUGGCCUUCGUGUCCUUGCAGUAUCUUCUGUCUUGUUCCUUAACCCCUACGACCGAAUAUACGUGCAGUCUGACCGUAGGAGCCUGGACCCGGGGUAAUACCGAAGAUCUAUCGCGAAAGUAUACGUGUCAUGCAGCAUUUCACCAAAGAUAUACAAGUAAGCUUCAACUCGGAGCUUGCACUAGAGUAGACGCUUUUCCGCAUUAUCUUUCGAGAUAAUUAACGAUCGCGAUUGUUUCACCAUGUGAUAGUGAUAACCGCCAUGGUGGCUUCAUCAGAAUGUCUUCUUUUGCGGCAAGGAUUGUGCACUCUCGUUAAGGGAACUAGGCGAUCCUAACUGUGUGAUGUCAUGAUACCUCAAAUAAGUUUACUGCUUCGUGCAUUUAAUUCGUGGCAUGGCGACACGUGUACUUGACCAAAUGACGUGCCCUUCAUCACUGUACAGAUAUACUCACGCGAGAAAAAGUUUGGUGUUCUUCUUUUUAUGAGUUACGUUUCGUCCGUGCUCGUAGAUCAGAAUGCCAGUGGAAUUUGUGAGUGUGUGGUCGCGUGAUGUCCCUAAGGUUUCUGCUGUUUCCCGGUGUUGCUUUGGAUCUUAGAUAAGCGUUUGGUGUAAGUGUACGCUGAACAGUCGUCGCACGUGCCCGAUUUGUUCACUGGCACCUGCAAUGCUUGGCUUUGUUCUCCCACUAACGUGACUCACUGUGUAUUUGAUAGCGUUUUUUCAUACUCUUUCGUACUUUAUUACACGACGUACAGACCGUUAAUUUUAGGACAAGCUUUACCGUGCAAUUCCUACGACAACGGCUUGGCGUUUUUUCAACUCGUUCUUUUUUUUCGCCUCGCUGACGUGUAUGUACAUACUGCGGAGAACGAUAUCUGCCAGCGUGGCGGGAUUCUACAAGCCUGCCUUGUAUAAGAACUUUUCUCGGCACCUGGAGCAGACUUUCCUUGUAGAACCAACAACAAUAAGCGUAUGCCGUCUACCAAAGAUUUACUGCAUUGCAGAGCUUUGCAAAUGAGUUCAAAGUACUCUGUAACCAAGGGCAACGAAAGUGUAACUAUGCUGAAAUCUAUAGCUUCCUGAUGCGAGAGAGCGGAGCCUCGUCGCGCCUUUGUCGUUUUUUUUUUUCUCGCUUUUUUUCCACACACUGUGGCGCCACGCAAGAAACUUAGUCGUUCCAAAGUUGCGUUCCACCGCUCAACUGCUCUUGCAGCCCUUUGUUGCUGUUGCAGCCACUACCAAGACUGCAUCGCAGAAAAAAAAAGUUCAAUGCCGAACGCUGUGCUACAGGAAUGUGUGCCUUCAACUUUGACUGACAAGCUGAAUGACUGGGGCCGUGACAUAGAGAGAGAGAGCGAGAGAGAGAGAAGUAGGUAGAAGUGGUAUUUCCUUUUUCUUAAGGUACAUCGACAUCAUGCCUAACGGAAGUGGAAUUGCGAGAUGAUAGGAAACGGGGGAUGCUCUUUUUUUUUCUGCACAUGUUCGGGUGGAAGCGGUCGGCUUUAAUUUUUCGAAGCUGGUGAGACGUUCUCCUCACUGUGCUGCCAAAGCCUUAACCGAGUUUCUUUCACGAAAGAGUGCGCUCGCAAACGCGCUAUCGCCGUUUGAAACGCACCAGCUUUUCUAUUUUUCUUUCUUUCUUUCUUCCACGCCACACGUCUUCCACAGAUCGGGCUUGCGCCAUAUGGCAUCGCAGGCAUGGGCCGCGGCCUUGGAGAAAAUGCCCUCACGGCACUGCAAAAUUUCUUAUCCCUUCGCUGUACAACAGAGGACGCAAAAGAAAGGAGGGAUUACCGGCGCUGAUUGUUCUGUGUGGCGUACGUUGUAUGACAUGUAAGUCCCGUCAAACGGCGUUAGCGUCGUGUCCUUGAAAAGCGCCAGGACUACCUAAUGUGGUGAUAAUCGCAUCUCUUAGGCUUCGUAUAACUGCUUUUCAGACUUCAGCUAUAAUUGCUGCAAGCAAAAUUGGCAUUCGUUUAGGCGAACGUGGCUCCUCAAUCGUGAAAACCCAUAAAGAUGUCUAAUAUGCAACACUACUCUCAUGGUCAGUAGUCUCGCAUGUCGUAUUAUAAUUUCGCAUGUAAUGUAUGAAAUAUCACCAUUUGAGAGCGUUGAAUAUGGCCGUCAUAGCGCGUAUGCGGGUUUUAGUAAGAGAUAUGGAGACGAACGCAAUAUCUUGCAUAUGAUAGUCCACACGGUCUUAUGGUGCUUGAAGGGCAUGCUGUGGAAAUAAAUUCUUUCAUAUGGAGCUUACGGGCUAUCAGAAAGCAAAAAACAAAACAAAAACAAAGAAACAACAAAAAAGACAAAGCAGUAAUGCGAAGCUUCAGCAAAGGACGCUGCAUGGUGAAGCAUAUCUGAGCUCGUUGCUUCGUAUAAAGCGAAACGGAGCCGCAUACAAGCGUUACGAAUGACUGGUGUUGCUUUAAAUGGUCUACGAGUGGACACGCCGUGUAUUCAAUGCAAGUGGAAACCGAAGACGUGGACAAGAUGUCGAGGCAGAAAAUGUCUCUUAAUUUCCCUCCCCAUAACCCUUAGCCCUCUGACAUUUGCCUCACACACCCUAUAACCAACUGAGAAGCUAUAGCUUAGCUAUUGCUCCGACUGCAGCCCUGUUGAGUAUUUUUGACAGUAUACGGCAUUAUUGAGCAGCGUCGAAGACACUGUUUCUCUAACAUUGCUAAAAGAAACUUACUGCAAUCUACACUAGUAAGAUAAUAAUAAUAAUAUAAUAAUAAAAACUAGUGAACCCAAAAUUGCGAGUGCACACAUAGGACUACCAUUUGAUUCGAAACCAAAGUUUAUAUAGUUAUAACCACGGACAAGUUUUAAUCAUCGGUGUUGUGCAAUAUCUUGAUCGAGUUCGAGCGACCGAAAAGUUCGUUCGGGAGACCGAAAGUGAGACCACAUUUGAAUAAUUGUGGCCGUAACCGACUAUUCGACGUUCCCUGUGUCGAUUGACUAAAUCAAUGCAUGCGUCGACACAGGCAAAAUUUUUUCACCUUCAGCAGCAGAACCGGUGGAAUUUACUAUGCUAGUCACGUGCUUUUCAUAGCCUUCCCUAGUGGAUAAACCUCACAUCCCGUAAGCCCCACAUCUGCUAUCACUACACCGCUCGGCUGAGUAAUAAGUAGGUUCCUAUAUGAGAUGGUUUUGUUUGACAUCGAAGUUACUGGCCCUACGGAUUUUUUUCUUUUUACUGGGGUUGGCGUAUGGACCUGCCUACUUGACGUGCGCUACACUUCUGUAAAUGUUUGAUGCUGAGAACUAGAAAAGUGUCCGAUGAAUGGCAGCUAAGUUCAGUCAAAUCCAACGAGAUAUUACAUUGGCCUCGCGGGCAUGCCCAAACGUGACGAGUUCGAUGGAAGAAAUGCAUUUCACGGCUCUGCCGCACUGACCUUGGUGCACUGUGCAUGAGCUCGUGCCCUUGCCACGCCCUUGUUUUUGCUUUCCUUCACAUGUCAGCUCUUAGAUUGUGUACGUGUUGUCUACGUGUUAUCUGGAAACGACGCGGUUCGUGCACGCUUUCAGUGCAGAGUGGAAACACUUCCUGUUUAAGUGCACGCUUAUCCUGCCUCGCCUGUGUGCAAUGCACAGUGUGCGCCGCUGUACUUACAAUAAUGUGAGAGAGAAAAAAAAGUGAGACGCUGUAAAUAGCAGUGUACUUGUGUCGCAUUGAAAGUCACGCGUUGUUCUGUGUCUGCCAAAGAAAGAAAAGAAAAUGUCUGUAUAUGAACAUUGCACUUGUGUAUAUUUGUGUUCGUCAUGAAAUUUAAGAAAAGGCUUGUGCAUUUUCAACGUCUGAUGCCAUUAAAAGUAAGUUUGGUUCCAAAA
Molecule: messenger RNA, 8612 nt
Organism: Dermacentor andersoni
Lineage: Eukaryota; Metazoa; Arthropoda; Arachnida; Ixodida; Ixodidae
Product: guanine nucleotide exchange factor DBS-like
Biological process (GO): intracellular signal transduction
Cellular component (GO): cytoplasm
Molecular function (GO): guanyl-nucleotide exchange factor activity; protein binding
Source: RefSeq, a predicted model, not a curated record